Molecule: messenger RNA, 2018 nt
Organism: Canis lupus familiaris (dog)
Lineage: Eukaryota; Metazoa; Chordata; Mammalia; Carnivora; Canidae
Gene: LEFTY2
Product: left-right determination factor 1
Exons: 4
Coding region: 83-1186 (367 amino acids)
Biological process (GO): SMAD protein signal transduction; BMP signaling pathway
Cellular component (GO): extracellular region
Molecular function (GO): growth factor activity; cytokine activity; transforming growth factor beta receptor binding
Source: RefSeq, a predicted model, not a curated record
CACAGCCGGCUGGGACCCUCCUGAAGCCUCCCAGGGGACACGUCAGCUCUGUUCUUCGUCCCCCUCCCCAGCCAGCGGCACCAUGACGCCCGUGUGGCUGUGCUGGGCCCUGUGGGCGCUGCCCCUGACCGGCCCCGGAGCUGCCCUGAGCGGGGAGCGGAUCCUGGGCGGCCUGCUGCGCCAGCUGCACCUCAGCCAGGUGCCCGUCCUGGAUGAGGGCGAAGUGGAGGCACUGGUCACCCCUGCCCAUGUGACAGCCCAGUACGUGGCCCUGCUGCGGCGCAGCCAUGGGGCCCACUCCCGAGGGAAGAGGUUCAGCCAGAGAUUCCGAGAGGUGGCGGGCAGGUGGCUGGCGACAGAGGCCUCCACGCACCUGCUGGUGUUUGGCAUGGAGCGGCGGUUGCCCCCCAACAGUGAGCUGCUGCGGGCGGUGCUGCGCCUCUUCCAGGAGCCGGUACCCAGGGCGGCGCUCCGCAGGCUCGAGCGGCUGUCCCCGCACAGCGCCCGCGCCCGCGUCACCAUCGAGUGGCUGCAAGUCCGAGACGACGGCCCCAACCGCACCUCCCUGGUGGACUCCAGGCUGGUGUCCCUCCACGAGAGCGGCUGGAAGGCCUUUGACGUGACGGAGGCCGUGACCUUCUGGCAGCAGCUGAGCCGGCCUCGGCAGCCCCUGCUCCUGCAGGUGUCGGUGCAGAGGGAGCACCUGGGCCCGCCCGCCUCCGGGGCCCACAGGCUGGUGCGCUUUGCCUCCCAGGGGCCCACGGGCGCCGGGCAGGGGGAGCCCCGGCUGGAGCUGCACACCCUGGACCUGGGGACCUACGGAGCUCAGGGCGACUGUGACCCCGAGGUGCCGGUGACGCAGGCUGCCCGCUGCUGCCGCCAGGAGGUGUACAUUGACCUGCGGGGGAUGAAGUGGGCCGAGAACUGGGUCCUGGAGCCCCCGGGGUUCCUGGCCUACGAGUGUGUGGGCACCUGUCAGCAGCCCCCGCGGCCUCUGCCCUUCGAGUGGCCACUUCUGGGGCCACGGCAGUGCGUCCCCUCGGAGACGACAUCGCUGCCCAUGAUCGUCACUGUCAAAGAGGGAGGCAGGCCCAGGCCCCGGGUGGUCAGCCUGCCCAACAUGAGGGUGCAGAAGUGUAGCUGCUCCUGGGACGGGAUGCCCGUGCCAAGGAAGCUGGAGCCUUAGGUGUGGGAUGCAGUGCCAAGGCCUCUGACUGGACAGGUGCACAGAAGCAGGUCUUGAUGUAGGUGUGAAAAUCCUCCUUAGUGACCCCCGGCCCAACUCAUCCCUGCUUUACCUCUGCUGCAUGGUCUUUUGUUUCCUGUCCUCCUGAGCCUCACCCACCUAAGCACUUCCAAGAGUCACUAACGCAGCAGUGAGGACUACCGAGCUUUAGAAGGAAAUCCCAGCCUACUUGUGAAAAGAUGCAGCUGGGCAUGGACAGACUGGUAGCUGGGAGCUUCUCUUCAGCAAAUCCUCAGCUGCGUAUGGGAUGACACGCCUUGUGAUGUGAACUGCGGAAACAGACUGAUAUACCCCAUUACAUUAUGAGAAUUAAAAGAGAAUUUUUAAAAAUCUCCUGGUUUUCCCUAGGUACGGAGGAGGUCUAAAACAGAACUCCUGUUCCCCAAAACGUUGAUCCAUUCUGGACUCUUGUAAACAUAGUUGGGUCCCCCACUCCCCUGAGAGAUUAUGAGGAGGGAGGACGAAGGGUUUCCAGCUGGGGACAGUGGGCAGGCAGUCAGGACACCUGGCUUCUGGAUCUAACAGGACCUCAACUGUGACCUCAAGCCAACGGGGAAGCCCUUGGCCACUGUUUCUGCUUACAAGGGAGGAGGUGGGAUUCAGCUCUGAGUCAUUACCCUGGGGGACAGAGAGCCCUAACCUCCCCCGCUCCUCCCCCUUAGACCCAGCAUUUUCUGUGCAUAGUUAGGUCAUUUCCCCCACUGCUUUAGAGGAUAUACCACCAGGACCCACAUGUAUUUACUUUUAUUAAAAUUUAGCAAAAGCAGUUGAG